UUUGAAGAAAAAUAUGGCCACAUAACUAGAUCCAGCAAAAAUAAACAGCAAAAACAAUUAAAUUCAAAAUUAGACCCUUUUUUACAAAAUUUAACUCCAAGCAGAUGUUUUAAAAAAGAAAAUGUAAAAAAAGUAUUUAUUAAUCUUUUACCAAUUUUUGGUUGGUUACCUAGCUAUAAAUGGAGGCAAUAUUUACAUUGUGAUUUAAUUACUGGAUUAACUGUUGGAAUUAUGGUUGUCCCACAGGGUAUGGCAUAUGCAACAUUAGCUAAAGUACCUCCAGUUUAUGGACUAUAUUCCUGCUUUUUUCCUGCCUUCUUUUAUAUGUUUUUUGGUACUUCCCCGCAUGUUUCUAUUGGUAUCUUCAUUAAUUUUUAAAU
Molecule: messenger RNA, 380 nt
Organism: Meloidogyne enterolobii
Lineage: Eukaryota; Metazoa; Nematoda; Chromadorea; Rhabditida; Meloidogynidae
Source: the annotation of a GenBank genome assembly